Messenger RNA from Triticum turgidum subsp. durum (durum wheat), 897 nucleotides. The record is from the annotation of a GenBank genome assembly. NCBI's taxonomy places the organism in Eukaryota, Viridiplantae, Streptophyta, Magnoliopsida, Poales, Poaceae.
AUGUCUGGUAUCGAUGGUGAGGAACCGCAUUCAGAGGUUCAUCAGUUUAUGAACAGAGCAGUAGCUAUGUCAGAUAUGGAUGUUCAGGAACCACUUUCAGAGGUUUCCAUUGAUCCAUCACGGCCAGUGAAUAUAGUUGAUGAGGACGAUGAUUGGGUUAUAGUCAAGAAACAGCGGAUCACCAUAUUGAUCCCUCCACUAUCACCUGCGGCUGCAAGCCCUCAAGCUGGCACACCCAUAGUAAGUUCUAGACAGGUUAGCCUACCAAGAAUGAGCAGGAGAAACUGCAAUGCUGCCACAAAGAAGCAUCCAAAAUAUUUUUCUACGAAGAAAUCUUUGGAGGGCCUUGGCGUCGACGCCUGCAUCAAGAAAUCUCGAACCUGCCCUUCUGAAAGAAUUGUUCAUGAAGAUGAUGCAAAGAUGAGGGGAGAAUCGUCACGAAGUGCUGCUGCCCUUGUUGUAAAGUCUGAGUGGACUAAACAUGCAGAUCAUGCUGUUGAAGGACUGUCCCAUAAAGCCACUGAGAAAGCAACAAGUCCACUCGGCAACAUGUAUGAUCCUGGGAUGCCAAUUAUUUCUUCAAAUGUCACAAAUAAGGUACUGCGAGCACGACUUCUUCAGAGACGGGUUGCUCGGUUCGGUGGGCUGAGGAAUUGGCUUUUGACUUGCGGUCUUGGAUGGUUUGUCAAAAAAUUGGACAGUGAAGGUAUUGGGAUGUAUCAGAUGGUCUCCCUUACAAUGAACCAGCUGAAAGAGAUGGGCCUUAUUGCCGUAGGACCACGGAGAAAACUAAUCCAUGCUAUUGACAGUGUCUGCAAGCCCGAAAAUGCAACUAAUGCUAUAAAAGCUUUAAGUAGAAAAUUAGAAGACAACAGUCGGACCUGCUCUGUGAGGUAG